Molecule: messenger RNA, 1650 nt
Organism: Gadus macrocephalus (Pacific cod)
Lineage: Eukaryota; Metazoa; Chordata; Actinopteri; Gadiformes; Gadidae
Product: putative methyltransferase DDB_G0268948
Exons: 6
Coding region: 633-1457 (274 amino acids)
Molecular function (GO): S-adenosylmethionine-dependent methyltransferase activity
Source: RefSeq, a predicted model, not a curated record
UUCAAACUCAUUUGACAAGCCACCUCAAUCAUGUGUCUUAUAAAAGGCCUCAUAUGGCUUCUAGUGUGUUGGGUAAAGAAACUGAACAGCAUGGAGAAGAGUGAGGAAGAGUGAGAGCAAGCGUGAGAGCAAGAGGAGGAGGUGGAGCCAAUAUUUCUAUGGAAAAAAAAAUAUUUAACACUGGUUGACCAUUUACUCCAUCAUGUCCUACAAUGACCUCUCUGACCAAAGGAGGUUAACUUCUCUGUAUCCGGGCAUGAGCCAUUCCAUGUAACUCGGGUCGUAAAGAUCCCCUCCCACAGCCACAUGAUUGGUCAAAAUACAUUUGAAGCAAAAGAAAAAAGAGCUGCCCCGUUCACCCGUCUGCCAUAAGACCUCUAGAUCUAGAACGUAAUUUGAGACUAGUGAGAGAGUGAGGGAGAGUUUGCGUGAGAUUGAGAAUAGAUUCAUUCACUCAUGUACAGCAAAUCCUCUAACUCUAAAGCAUUAGUUAACUUCCCGUUUCAGGUCAUUAGUUUGGUUAAAAGUACCGGUAAAGACUCUUGACUCUACAACUCUUUUCUAUAUGGUCUAGACGUACGAGGAACAAGGUGAGAACUCUUGUGUCGCGUGUUGAAGGAGGAGAUCAAGCGAUGGCUCACCGUCUGUUCGAGGGCAAGGAGCAUGCAGAGGCGUACCUGAGGUUCAGGGUCUCGCCCUCGGAUCAUCUCAUACAGCAGGUGGUUGACUUUGUGGAAAAGAAGAAAGGGCGGCCUUUCGACUUGGCUCUGGAUGUUGGGUGUGGCUCAGGCCAGGGCAGCACCUUAUUGGCCAAUCACUUUGCGUCUGUGGUUGCAACUGACAUAAGCCCCGCCCAGAUAGAAAUGGCUGUGGCACAUGCUAGCAUGCCUAAUGUCACAUAUAAGCUGAGCACGGCCGAGGAGCUGCCACUAGCUGCCGGCUCGGUGGAUCUGGUGACCGCCAUGAGCGCCUUUCACUGGUUCGACCGCCCCCGCUUCCUCCAGGAGGCCCACAGGGUCCUAAAGCCCCACGGCUGCCUGGCUCUGCUCAACUACACCCUGGACAUGGAGCUGAGCCACGAGGGCUGCCCCUCGGACACCCUGAACGCAAUCUGCGAAGAGUUCUAUGCAGCGCUGCGACCACACUUCAGCCCUCACCUGAGAACCACCUCUAAACCGCUCUACAAAGAAAGCUAUGAGGCCAUCCCCUAUCCACACAAGGAGUGGCACGACGAGCGUGUGAGAAGGACGGUUCCUCUGUCCAGCUUCAUAGGGAUGGUGGAGACGUUCUCCAACUACCGAGCCCUCCUCAAGAAAGAUCCUAAGACAGCUCGCAGGCUGUCAAGCAUCACCACACACAAGUUGAUGACAGCCAUGAAGGUGACCUCUCCAGAGACGGAGGUCGUUGUUAACUUGAAGUACUUCUAUGUUCUCGCUUGCAAACCAGCCGAGGACUGAGCCCUCAACCGCAGAAGGGUUGUGGCUUCGUCCACAGACUUUCAAUGCACCUACCAAGCAUCACAUGCUAAGAAUGUAUCAUGUAUCCAAUGUAGAUUGUGUCAUAUUCCGCUACGUCUAUUGACUGAAGAUCAUUGUCUUACAUAGUAGGGUGAAUUAAUACUUGGUCUGGUCAGGAGAAAAAAUCUGUCUG